Aspergillus ruber CBS 135680 is the source of this 291-nucleotide messenger RNA. RefSeq lists its product as uncharacterized. NCBI's taxonomy places the organism in Eukaryota, Fungi, Ascomycota, Eurotiomycetes, Eurotiales, Aspergillaceae. The annotation marks the transcript as partial. The record is from RefSeq and is a predicted model, not a curated record. The transcript has a single exon.
GAGACAAUACACCAUCUUCUCUUUGAAUGCCGAAAAUGGCGACAUCAACGAAACAAGCUCUACAAGGAUCUAGAGCUAGAUGGAGUUAUGAGGCCCACUGCUGCAGAGGAACACCCGCGAGGACGACUUCUGGGAGAGCCCAGAGCUACCAAGGCGCUGCUACAAUUCCUAGCUAGUACCAGUGUAGCUCUACCUCGAGCACACCUACAGCGAACGGCAGAAAGGGUCCAGAAAGAUGAUGAAUGGGGAUUGGAAUCAUUGGAAGAGGCAAUUCAAACAGGAGAAGGAUAG